CCUUGCACUUUUUGCGUUUUGUUUGCUUUCUCAUUCCCCUUUCUUGAUUUGUUUAUGCAUCCUCGUUUUGUCCAAUUAUACUCCAAAGAAAUGUACCAUAACCCCCACCUCUAUCCUUGUUUGCAUUGCCACCCACACAGCUACAUUAGAAUGGUUCAACAUCUUAUAGAGAGAUGCUUGCUCCUUCACAUGAGUAGAGACCAAUGCAUAAAGGCGCUUGCAGAGCGUGCAAACAUUAGGCCAGUUGUCACACUUACAGUGUGGAGAGAGCUACAGAAAGAGAAUAGAGACUUCUUUCAAGCAUACUUUCAGGCUAUACCUCCAAGACCCUUAAUGAGUAGAUAUAUUAAUCAAAGGGCACCACAAUUAGCAAGAAGGAAACAGUGGAAGCAUUGUUGAAGAUGAUUUCUGAGGGAAUAGAUGAUAUAUCUUAAGCUCAAAAUUAGCAAUUAAUUAAUGUAUUAGGGUUUUAAGAUCCUAGGUUACAGGUGAUGGUGUUUUUUUAAUUAUUUG
Molecule: messenger RNA, 513 nt
Organism: Corylus avellana
Lineage: Eukaryota; Viridiplantae; Streptophyta; Magnoliopsida; Fagales; Betulaceae
Source: RefSeq, a predicted model, not a curated record